Molecule: messenger RNA, 2793 nt
Organism: Zophobas morio
Lineage: Eukaryota; Metazoa; Arthropoda; Insecta; Coleoptera; Tenebrionidae
Product: catenin alpha-like
Exons: 7
Coding region: 25-2736 (903 amino acids)
Biological process (GO): cell migration; cell-cell adhesion
Cellular component (GO): catenin complex; adherens junction
Molecular function (GO): beta-catenin binding; cadherin binding; actin filament binding
Source: RefSeq, a predicted model, not a curated record
GUGAACUCAUUCCCCAAUCAGUAUAUGAUUUGUCCUGAGAACAACGCCAUGACGGGCCAAAUCCAGCUAAAAUGGGACCCCAAGAACUUCGAGGUGAAGUCGAGGUCGGUGGAACUGCAGCUGCAGCCCUUAAUCAUCCAGGUAACGACCCUAGUGAACUCGGAUAAAAGCAAGAAAGGGAAAGGCAAGUCGAAGAAAGCCGCGGUUCUGGUGGCCGCAGUGGAGAGGGCGAUAAAGAAUUUCAUGGAAAAGGGCGAACAAAUCGCAGGCGAAAACCCGGAAAUAAGCGAGGAGAUGUUGGGCGUUGUCGAGGAAAUACGGACCACAGGUAACGCGAUGUCUUUUGCUUCUCACGAGUUCGUCCAAGACCCUUGCGCCUCUAUUAAACGCACGGAAAUGGUCAAAGCAGCCCGGCUUCUUCUGGCCUCAGUGGCGCGCCUGCUUAUCCUCGCCGACAUGAUCGACAUCCAACUCUUUUUGAAGACGGUCCAAGGCGUCGAGGCCUCAAUCGAGAAAAUUCGCACGGCCCCAAACACCGACCAGCUGAUUGAAGAGCUCAAGCACUACCACGAGUGCAGUCGCAACUUGCUAAAUCAGUCUGCCAGACGCCAGCAAGAAAUCAAGGACCCCCAGAUCCGCGACGACAUGGCAGCCGCUCGAGCCAUGCUGAAGAAGAGCUCCACCAUGCUAAUGUCGGCUUCCAAAGCGUACGUGUCGCACCCCGACCUCCCCGCAGCUAAAGCCAACAAGGACCAAAUCCUCAAACAAAUUUGCGAAGCCGUGGACACCAUCAACGACGCAGCCCAAGGCAAAACCCCCAAGAACGGCUCCGGCAAGUACGAAGAACGCGGCAAACUCGCCAACAACCUAGACAACCUCGAGAACACCGGCUCCUUAAACUACCGAGAGGUCCGUAGUAAGCAAAUCCUAGAGCAGCAACUGGAAGAGCUCAUCAACGGCGCCAUGCUCAUCACCGACUCCGAGGCCAUCAAAGACGAUCGCAAGAAUAAAAUCGUGUCUGGGUGUGACGCGGUUCGUGAAGCUCUCCAACACCUGCUGAGUCAGUCAAUGAAGCGACCAGAAGGCGACGAGUUAAACCGAGCCGUUGACGACGUCACGCGGAAAACCAAAGACCUUGAGAGGCAGCUACGAAAAGCGCUGGCGUACAAGGUAGCUGAUAGCUUCCUGGACACCAAUUCGCCGUUCCAAGCUCUACUACGCGCCGCUGAAGAAGGCGACGUCCAAGAAGUGGAAACCUGUGCAGCUAUUUUUACCGAACACUGCAAUAAACUGAUCGAGGUGGCCAAUCAGGUCUGCGAGAUGUCCAACAACGAGGAUGGGGUGAAAAUGGUGCGGUAUGCAGCUACGCAGUUGGCAGAGCUGUGUCCAGGGGUUAUCAACGCAGCUAGGAUUUUAGCAGCGCAACCACAGAGUGUGGUGGCUAGAGAAAACAUGGACACUUUCAAGAAAGAGUGGGAGAGUCAAGUCCAACUGUUAUUGGAUGCGGUAGACGAUAUAACAACCAUCGAUGACUAUCUUUCGGUUCUUGACAACGAGAUGUACGACGAUGUAAAUCAGUACGUGAUCGCUUUGCAAGAGAGGAACCCGGCGAUGAUUAGUGCGGUAGCACAGGGUAUUCAGGGUCGGACGAAGCGGAUCAUGGGGGUAGUGAGUUCCGAAAUGGACAACUACGAACCCUGUAUGUACACCAAGAGGGUGCUUGAAGCGAUUAAGAUGCUCAACGAGGACGUGGAGACUUUUAAACGCAAGACAGAGGAUAUUGUCGAAAUUAUCCAGAAGAAUCCGGACCAGGAGUUCGACGAGAACGAGUUUAUAGAUGCGUCCAGGUUGGUGUAUAAUGGAGUUCGAGACGUGAGACGAGCGGUCCUUAUGAAUAGAGCGGACGAGGACUUAGACCCGGAAGAAGUGGAACUGGAAGACACCUACACCGAGACUAGAACUACUACACACAUUAUUGAAACUGUCACCACCACCACGGAAGAGGAGACGGAUGACAUGGGCGGGCUGACUUAUGCCAGACAAGCGAUGAACGCCCUCCCCGAGAAAGAAAAGAGCAAAAUCUUGGAACAAGUCGAAAAUUUCCAGACUGAGAAGCUGACGUUUGAUCGAGAGGUAGCUAAAUGGGACGACUCCGGUAACGACAUUGUGGUUCUUGCCAAAUACAUGUGUAUGAUUAUGAUGCAGAUGACGGACUUCGUGCGGCAACGCGGUCCGUUGAAAACCACGACCGAUGUAAUCAACGCAGCUAAAAGAAUUUCGGAAACGGGGACCAAAUUAGACAAAUUGGCGCGACAAGUCGCGACUCAGUGCCCUGAAAGCUCCACCAAACAAGAUUUGUUGGCUUACUUGGAACGCGUAGCGCUGUACUGUCACCAGAUUAAUAUAAUCGCGAAAGUGAAGACCGACGUGGAGAAUAAUUCAAGCGAGGAGCUGAUUCUGGCGGGCGUGGAAAGUGCGACUUCUUUGAUUGAGAAUGCCAAGAAUUUGAUGAACGCGGUGGUGCUAACUGUGAAGUCUUCGUACGUCGCGUCGACCAAGUAUAAUCGGACUAUGCCAAUUGCUAGUCAGAUUGUCGUCUGGAAGAUGAAAGCCCCCGAGAAAAAACCGCUCGUCCGGCUAGAAAAACCCAAAGAAGUUCGCGCCGUCAUCCGCAAAGCGUCGCAACGAAAACCCCUAAAGCCCAUCACAAUCCUGGCCGAGUUCGAAGGGAUUUGAUGCGACUGCGCCACUUUCGCAGCCUUUUACACAUUUAAUAAAAACAGUUUCAGUUAA